Molecule: messenger RNA, 1303 nt
Organism: Platichthys flesus (European flounder)
Lineage: Eukaryota; Metazoa; Chordata; Actinopteri; Pleuronectiformes; Pleuronectidae
Exons: 5
Coding region: 74-520 (148 amino acids)
Source: RefSeq, a predicted model, not a curated record
UCUGAGCUCGUUCCUCUCUGGACUCUUGGGAAUAAACAGCUGCAUCAGAGGAGUUCAACUACAGGGGCAGAACAUGUUUGUCACUAUUCUGUUUGGAGACAGCAGGAUGGAAAUGUUCAAUCUGAACUGUAAGCUGAUACACUUCAUACGCCAUGUAAAGGAGAGGUGUGGUCUGGACUUAAAAGAGUGUGUGGACCUGAUGGACAGCAGUGGUUCACUGAUGAACUUAGAGGACAAGCAGCACAGUGUGGCUCAGGCCAGCAGCAUGUUGGUCCAGAGACAAUACUACGUCCUCCUACACGUCUGCCGAGAUGAAGAUACUGGAGGUCGGAAAUAUGUGUCUCUCUUGAACAACUACAGCCAGAGUCAUCCUGAGUUAACAGAGUUGUUGAGGAAACUAACAAACCCCAACACGGAGCGCGACAGACAGAUCAGAGGACGGACACAGAGGAGAUGUCCUGUCAAUCAAACCAGGAGCAAGAACAUCUCUGCGAAUAACAAGAGCCACAGAAUGAAAUAAUCUCUACACACUUUUCUGUCUGAUUUCUGUCUGACACUUUUCUAUCGAGGACCUGACAGAAAACCUGACUCAUCAUGCAUCCACUGAAUGACUCAUCAGAAAUAGAAAUUUGGCAGAGAGGCCUGUGUUCCCUUGCUACUAACUGACUGAGUCGUUCUGUAUUAAAAUAUAAGUGGAAAGUCUAUUUAACAGUAUAGAAAGUAAUAAUUCUUAGAAAAAUAAUCGAGCCAAGUUUAUUUUAGCUUAUUUGUGUAUAUCCCAGAAACCUUUGAGCAACCUGAUGGUGGAUGUUGUGAGGAAAGCCCUGCAUAGAUAAAUAGAUAUGUGACUUUCAACUCAAUAGCAGCAGCAUCUGUAUCCAGAUGUGGAUCAGGUAGAAGAACAACAGGGUGAACAUUACAUAUUGUUAUAUUAAAGAGUAGCAGGAGGAAUAUUCAAAAUAUGUUAGCUGAUUGUGACAAUAUAACCAUAGAAAAUAAUAAUAAAAUCAGAGUAAAUCAAAAUGAAUUGUUCUCAGAAUGAAAAAUACCAUGACAUCAUAGAUUUACUGGCAGAAUGCUUUUGGCUUGUUAGCUUUGUUAACGACGGACUACUGAUGCCACAUUUGCUGUGUGUCUGUUUGCCUGAGCACCUGAAGUGUCAUGUUUGUAUGUGUUGUUUGUGAUUUCCUCACCAGACAUUUAACUAUGAAUCUAAAUCCGAACUGUCUUAGUUUUCAGUGUGAGACGUGACCAGGAUCAGUGGGAUUCACUGAUCCUGCUUCUGUCGUUAUGAUAUGUUGGA